Messenger RNA from Aspergillus glaucus CBS 516.65, 2419 nucleotides. RefSeq lists its product as uncharacterized. The transcript has 2 exons. NCBI's taxonomy places the organism in Eukaryota, Fungi, Ascomycota, Eurotiomycetes, Eurotiales, Aspergillaceae. Bases 12 to 2348 code for a protein of 778 amino acids. The record is from RefSeq and is a predicted model, not a curated record.
AAUAAUUAACCAUGGCAGACAUCGCGACUUCUGAAAUCCAGGUCUAUGACCUCCCCACCAAGACCGUCAAUUUGACGCCUACGGGAGCGACCGUAGUCCGGGAGAUCACCACCAAGGUCCAGCCCGGCCUGAACGAAAUUACUGUUCUGGGUCUCGACCCUAAGGUUGAUGUUGACUCCAUCCGUAUCGAAGGCUCCGGCCCGGCAACCAUCACGGACACCCAGACCGAGAUAGUCCCUCGACGGCUGCUCUUUGAGGAUGUCCACGGAGAGGAAGAGUCGGACGACGAUGAUUCUAGUGACAGUGAAGACCCUAAGUUGAAAGCACUUCGGGAUGAGCGGACCAGUGCCGAGGAGAGGCUCGACAAGGCUCGCAACGACGAGAACAUGGCGGUGCGGGUCCUAAGUCUCAUGGACUCUUACGGCAACAGAAUGCAGCCUCAGCACACGGAGAGCAGCAAGUUGGAGGAGUUCCUCGAGCAAUACGUCGAACGGUAUGCAACGGAGAGUGAAAGGCACCGCAAGGCGAAGGCGCAAAUGUCGAAGGAAGAGAAGGAGAUCGAGUCACUCUCGGUCAAAAUACUGAAGGUUGAACUACAACUUCAGCGACGUCGCGAAAAAAGCCUACGCGAGCGUGAGCAGGGAAAGUCGCAGGAAAUGCGCAAGAGAGACGAGCAACGACGUUUCUGGACGUAUUCUGUGGGACAGGUCGUCGUGCACCUUGACAGCCAGUCAUCGUUCACGCCCGGAUCGAGCCGACGCAGUUCUUUCUCUGUUGUCGAGCAAGCGGCCGACAGUCCAGCGGAUUCCAGCGGGAGAGAAGUUACCUUGCGUCUGAGCUACGUCGUCCCUGAUGCGAAGUGGUUCUCCCGCUAUGAGAUGAGCAUCAACACCCCUUCGUCGACCGCUCAAGUCACAUACGGUGCAGAGUUCCAGAACCGAAGCUCUGAGACCUGGAAUGAUACCAAGGUCAUACUGUCGACAUCGCAGACCGCAUUCUCGGGGCUCCACGAGAGCAUUCCCUCUUUGCAGGUCUGGCACAUCAAGUUGAUCAAUCAGGAUGACAGCAACGGGCAGCCUUCGUGGGAAAAGAUCGUUCGCAGCUUGUCCGAGGGAGGACGACCAGUUGUCGACCGCCGCACUGCCAAACAGGAUUAUGAGAUGCAGCUACUGAUGCUGGAACAACAGAACAAACGCAGACUCCUAGUGGCACGCCAGGAGCAGAAUGCGCUGGCACAAAAUGCACCACAAGCACCUCCGCAGCCCGCAGAACCGUCAUCCCUCUCUAGACCAGCCUCGCAUAUGGAUGUCCCACAGCAACCGCAGGUUGGAGGCCUCUUUGGAACACGACGGGAACCGGGAACAAGUCUUUUUGGAUCGGCAGCAUCGCGACCCUUUGGGGGAAAUAUGUCGAGCCCUUUUGCCUCGAAUGGCACGGGGUCUCUCUUUGGAGGAGCAGUACCGCAGGCGGCACCGGCAAGCUCUUUUACAAACCAGAUGGUGCAGCAGGCCGCACCCAUGACAGCAUACGCACCUAUAGCAGCCCAACAACCAGCGGCCAAUGCCUACGAGGAUAACGACGACGAUGACAACGAAAACAACGAAGACAACGACGACGACGAAAUUCUCCAGCCCCCCGACCUAGAAUACCAAGACUCAACCCGCCAGGAAUACGGCCUAACAACAACCUACGACCUCCCCGGCCGCCGCACCCUAACCCCCUCCAGCGUCAACCGGCGCCACGCGCUCGCCAAACUCGACCUCAAAUCCAUACUUCUCCAACACGUCAUCGUCCCCAAGCAUCGCGCCGCCGCCUUCUUCCGCGCCCGCAUCCACAACACCUCCUCCAUCCAGAUCCUCCGCGGCAAGGUGGGCAUGACCGUGGACAAUGCCUUCCUCGGAACAACAACCAUGCCCAACUGCGGGCCAAACGACUUCUUCGAUAUCUCCCUGGGCGUGGACCCGUCGAUCCUAGUCACCUACGCAAAGCCCACCGUGCGCCGCGAGACUAGCGGAUCUUUCUUCGGCAAGGAAGACAUGGCGAUAUUCUCGCGCAGCUGCUGGGUGAAAAAUACCAAGGCCACCGCUGCCAACAUCGUUGUGCUCGACCAGGUCCCCAUGAGCAGCGACGAGAAGCUGCAUAUGGCGAUUUUGGAGCCCAAGGGACUUGUCAAGGAGGAUGAUAAGGUUCCCAUGGUGGUGGAGAAAAGCAAGGGUAAUGGAGAGGUGUUUUUGGGCAAGGAUGGGGGGGUCAAGUGGGUUAUGCGGUUGGAACCCGGGAAGGAUGUGAGGUUUGUGCUGGAGUAUGAGAUGAAGGCGCCGAGGGGGAACGAUGUUAGUGCGUCGUGAGUCGUGAAUGGUGAUGAUUCUCUGAUUCUGUGAGCGGCUUGCUACUUUCAGGAGGAUCAGUUACGAUGUGA